Messenger RNA from Callorhinus ursinus (northern fur seal), 6633 nucleotides. It is a transcript of the gene DENND4A, whose product is annotated as DENN domain containing 4A. The record is from RefSeq and is a predicted model, not a curated record. Gene Ontology annotation, molecular function: protein binding. Gene Ontology annotation, biological process: regulation of Rab protein signal transduction. Gene Ontology annotation, cellular component: cytoplasmic vesicle. NCBI's taxonomy places the organism in Eukaryota, Metazoa, Chordata, Mammalia, Carnivora, Otariidae.
GGCAGCGGCGGCUGCGAGGGGAGGGGGAGUCCCGUCUGACUGAGACGGCAGGCCUGGGCGGGCGGGGGUGCCGCGCAGGGCGGAGCGCCGGGCUGGGGAUGAGCUAAGCGGGUUCAGAGCGCCGCGGCAUUCAGCCCCUCGUGUCCCGCCGCCGUCGGGAGGGGACUGGGCACCACUCUCCAAGCUCGACUCGCUGCUUGCGCGGGAGCCAGCGGUGAGUAUUUCUCAAACUCUAAGGCUUGCAGAUUUCACAAAUUGAGAUCUGGCAUCAUUUUCAGAGAAAGACCUUCAGUAAUGUAUGUAACCUUCUGUAAUGGAAGAUGAUUGAAGAUAAAGGGCCUCGUGUUGCUGACUACUUUGUUGUAGCAGGAUUAACUGAUGUUUCAAAGCCUCUUGAAGAAGAAAUUCACUUCAAUGAUGCCUGUCAUAAAGUAGCUAAACCAAAAGAACCUAUAACAGAUGUUUCAGUGAUUAUUAAAUCUCUUGGGGAGGAAGUGCCACGGGAUUAUAUAUGUAUUGAUGUUACCCCAACUGGAUUGUCGGCUGAUCUCAAUAAUGGGAGUCUUGUGGGGCCGCAGAUUUACCUUUGCUACAGAAGAGGAAGAGAUAAGCCUCCACUUACAGAUCUAGGGGUUUUGUAUGACUGGAAAGAAAGAUUGAAACAGGGAUGUGAAAUUAUUCAGAGUACUCCCUACGGACGCCCUGCAAAUAUUAGUGGUAGUACCUCAUCACAAAAAAUAUAUAUCACUUUCCGAAGAGCCUCUGAAAACAUGACUCAGAAUACAUUGGCUGUCACGGACAUAUGUAUUAUUGUACCCAGUAAAGGAGAAAGUCCACCACACACAUUUUGCAAAGUCAACAAGAAUCUCAAUAACAGUAUGUGGGGAUCUGCAGUAUACUUAUGUUAUAAAAAAUCAGUGGCAAAGACUAACACUAUAUCCUACAAAGCUGGUCUAAUUUGUAGAUAUCCUCAAGAAGAUUAUGAAUCUUUCUCACUCCCAGAAUCUGUUCCCCUAUUUUGUUUACCAAUGGGUGCAACUAUUGAAUGCUGGCCACCAAAUAGCAAAUACCCUCUCCCUGUAUUUUCUACAUUUGUUUUAACUGGAGCCUCAGCUGAAAAGGUCUAUGGUGCUGCUAUUCAGUUUUAUGAACCAUACUCUGAGGAGAAUCUCACAGAAAAACAGAGACUUCUUUUGGGUUUAACAUCAUCAGCAGAUGGGAAAUCUGAUCAUUCCAAAACAAUUCACACUAAUAAGUGCAUCUGUCUUCUUUCUCACUGGCCUUUUUUUGAUGCAUUCAGGAAGUUUUUGACUUUUCUGUAUCGUUAUUCUAUCUCUGGACCUCAUGUCCUUCCAAUUGAGAAGCAUAUUUCUCAUUUUAUGCAUAAAGUUCCUUUUCCAUCUCCUCAGAGACCACGGAUUUUAGUUCAGUUAUCACCACAUGAUAAUCUGAUUCUCAGUCAACCUGUUUCUUCACCUCUUCCACUAAGUGGUGGCAAGUUUUCAACACUACUUCAAAAUUUAGGCCCUGAAAAUGCUGUCACACUACUGGUUUUUGCAGUAACAGAACAUAAGAUUCUCAUCCAUUCCUUACGGCCUUCCGUGCUUACUAGUGUGACAGAAGCAUUAGUGUCUAUGAUUUUCCCUUUCCACUGGCCAUGCCCGUAUGUUCCUCUCUGCCCACUGGCUUUAGCAGAUGUCUUGAGUGCACCAUGUCCAUUCAUAGUAGGAAUUGACUCAAGAUAUUUUGAUCUCUAUGACCCUCCACCAGAUGUUAGUUGUGUUGACCUAGAUACCAACACCAUUUCUCAAACUGGUGACAAGAAAAAUGUAGCCUGGAAGAUACUUCCAAAGAAACCAUGUAAAAAUCUGAUGAACACACUGAAUAAUUUGCACCAGCAGUUGGCAAAAUUGCAGCAGAGACCAAGAGAUGAUGGACUAAUGGACUUAGCAAUGAAUGACUAUGAUUUUAAUUCUGGAAAGAGGUUGCACAUGAUAGAUUUGGAAAUCCAAGAGGCGUUUCUGUGUUUCAUGGCCUCUAUUUUAAAAGGUUAUAGAUCAUACUUAAGACCAAUAACACAAGCCCCGUCUGAGACAGCCACAGAUGCAUCCUCUCUUUUUGCCCUACAAGCUUUCUUAAGAAGCCGGGACCGGUCACAUCAAAAAUUCUAUAGCAUGAUGACCAAAACACAAAUGUUCAUUCGCUUCAUUGAGGAAUGUUCUUUUGUCAGUGAUAAAGAUGCAAGCCUGGCAUUUUUUGAUGAUUGUGUAGAUAAGGUGGAUAUGGACAAGAGUGGUGAAAUGCGACUUAUAGAACUGGAUGAAUCUUUCAAAAGUGAACAUACUGUUUUUGUAACACCACCUGAGAUCCCCCAUCUACCCAAUGGUGAAGAACCCCCUUUACAGUACAGCUAUAAUGGAUUUCCAGUUCUUAGAAACAAUUUAUUUGAGAGACCUGAAGGAUUUCUACAAACACGAAAGAACAAAUUGCCUUCAAAAUCAAGUAGUCCUAGCAGCCCUUCUCCCAUGUUCAGAAGAACAAAACAGGAAAUUAAAUCAGCCCAUAAAAUUGCCAAGAGGUAUUCUUCCAUUCCUCAAAUGUGGUCUAGGUGUCUCCUGCGCCACUGCUAUGGACUGUGGUUUAUUUGUCUGCCAGCUUAUGUGAAAGUAUGUCAUUCAAAAGUCAGGGCACUGAAAACAGCAUAUGAUGUGCUUAAAAAAAUGCAGUCCAAAAAGAUGGAUCCACCUGAUGAGGUGUGCUACCGCAUUCUUAUGCAGCUCUGUGGGCAGUAUGAUCAGCCAGUGCUUGCGGUUCGAGUGCUUUUUGAAAUGCAGAAAGCUGGUAUUGACCCCAAUGCCAUCACUUAUGGUUAUUAUAAUAAGGCUGUUUUAGAAAGUACCUGGCCUUCGAGAAGUCGUAGUGGCUACUUUCUUUGGACAAAAGUAAGAAACGUUGUUUUAGGAGUCGCACAGUUCAAAAGAGCUUUAAAGAAACACGCACACUUAUCACAAACAACUCUCUCAGCAGAUGGCAGUGACCUGGAUGCUGUUAGUCAUGGCAGCAUGGAUAGUGGUCAUGGGACACACACUGUGGAGCAGGCACCUUUUAAUACGGGUUUAAUCAAAGUGUAUGCUACUGAUGAUAGAUCUAGUACAGGUGGCCAGUCUGAUCUUGGAUAUAAUUCAUUAUCUAAGGAUGAAGUUAGAAGAGGGGAUAUAUCUACUGAGGAAAUUCAAGAAGAAAAAGAUAAGAAAGGGAGUGAUUCUAGUUCCCUGUCAGAGAGUGAGAGUGCAAAAGGAAGUGCUGAUUGUCUUCCUAAGCUCAAUUAUCAAAGUUCUUCCAGUAUAGUUCGCCCCAGUGGUACAAAUAACAACAGUGCUGAUAAAACAUCAGGAGAAAGCACAGAAAGCACCUCUGAGCUGCUCUUACUAUCAUCUUUUGAAGGUACAAAUGAAACAGGAAACAGUCAAAGUAGGUGCUUCAGGAAAAGACAUAAAAGUGAAAACGAACCUAAUUUGCAGCAGCGACUCUCCUGGGGAAGCAGAAACCGCAAUCUUAGUGGCGGAGUACUGAUGGGACUUAUGCUCAAUAGAAUCAACCAGGAAGCAAGCCCUGGAGAUAUGGUUGAAAAACUAGGAGCUGAUGCAAAAAUUCUUUCAAACGUUAUCUCAAAAAGCACAAGACCAACCAGUCUUGAUAUCGGAAAGCCACCUUUAAGAUCAAAAAGAGACAGUCUAGAAAAGGAAUCUAGUGAUGAGGAUACACCUUUCGAUGGUUCUAACUGUUUGGCAGAUAAAGUGGAUUCUCCCGUUAUUUUUGAUUUAGAAGACUUAGACAGUGAGACAGAUGGAUCAAAAGUGGGAUACACUGCUUCACAGAACCCCAAGAGGAUUCAGCGUAUGAGCAGCAGCUUUUCAGUAAAACCUUCUGCGAAAACGGACGUUGCCACAGGAUUUGAUCCCCUCUCUCUUUUGGUUGCUGAGACCGAGCAGCAGCAUAAAGAGGAGGAGGAAGAAGAUGACGAAGACAGCAAAAUCGUUCCAACACCGUCCGCCAGGCGUGACUUAGCCGAGGAGAUUGUGAUGUAUAUGAAUAACAUGAGCAGUCCUUUGACGAGCCGCACGCCAAGCAUCGAUUUACAACGGGCAUGUGAUGACAAAUCAGCCAGUAAGAGAAGUCCAACGUUGGUCAAGGCGUGCAGGAGAUCUAGCCUGCCUCCCCACUCUCCGAGGCCAAUGAGACUUACCAAAUCUAAAAGUUAUACAAAAACCGCGGAGAGACCACGGGAGAGACUCUGGUCUUCUCCAGCCUUCUCACCUUCUUGCCCAUUCAGGGAAGAAUCUCAAGCUGCAUUAACCCAUUCAUCACCUUCAUUUAAUUUAGAUACACUGCUGGUACCUAAACUAGAUGUUCUAAGGAACAGUAUGUUCACUGCUGGGAAAGGAGUUGCAGAGAAAGCCAGCAAAUGGUAUUCAAGAUUCACCAUGUAUACCACAUCAUCUAAAGGAGGAAAACGAACAGUAAACGAAGCUUCAAAGUCAGCAAGGGUAUCUUACCAACAGGAUCAAAGUUCUGAUCGUACCAGUCUUUCUUCAGUGGGAGCCCAGGAUUCUGAAUCUACCUCUUUAACAGAUGAAGAUGUUUGCCAUGAGUUGGAAGGAGCCACUUCCUCCCAAGAGAGCAGUGCCACUUCAGGGACUAAGGGAAUUGAUUUCAGCAGAACAAGCCUGGAAAGUUCUGCCUCCUUAGAAGGAUCCCUGUCAAAGUUUGCCUUACCUGGGAAAUCAGAAGUGGCAUCUUCCUGCAACACAAGUAAUACAAAUAUCUUCCAGAACUAUGCAAUGGAGGUUCUUAUCUCAAGUUGUUCUCGGUGUAGAACAUGUGAUUGUCUCGUCCAUGAUGAGGAAAUCAUGGCUGGCUGGACAGCAGAUGAUUCAAAUCUCAAUACUACAUGCCCAUUUUGUGGCAAUCUUUUCUUGCCCUUUCUGAAUAUUGAAAUAAGAGAUUUAAGACGGCCUGGAAGAUACUUUCUGAAGUCAAGCCCAUCUACGGAAAAUAUGCACUUUCCAUCCUCGUUUUCAACUCAGACAAGGCAGUCUUGUAUCUCAACAUCAGCCUCUGGUCUUGACACAUCUGUUAUCUCUGUUCAAGGGAAUUUUGAUCUCAAUAGCAAAUCUAAACUGCUGGAAAAUACAUAUGCCCGAAGUAUUCAGAUCCCUGCUGAUAGAUCAAAAACAGCUGUGUCAAAAUGUCCAAUAUUUCCAAUGGCCAGGAGUGUUAGUACUUACGGCCCGUUGGAUAAGGAAGACACUGGAGGCCAGAAGCUCAUUCCUACAGGCAGUCUGCCAACUACUUUACAAGGAGCUACCGAUUCUUUAGGAUUAGAGUGGCACCUCCCCAGUCCAGAUCCUAUCACUGUUCCAUAUCUUAGUCCUUUAGUGGUUUGGAAGGAGCUUGAAAGCUUACUGGAAAAUGAAGGUGACCAUGCAAUAACAGUGGCAGACUUUGUGGACCAUCAUCCAAUCGUGUUUUGGAACCUUGUGUGGUAUUUUAGACGUCUUGACUUACCCAGUAACUUACCUGGAUUGAUUCUUUCUUCUGAGCAUUGCAACAAGUAUUCAAAGAUUCCUCGCCACUGUAUGUCUGAGGAUAGUAAAUAUGUUUUAAUACAAAUGUUAUGGGACAAUAUGAAAUUACAUCAGGAUCCGGGACAGCCCUUGUACAUCCUCUGGAAUGCCCACAGUCAAAAUCGUACUCUUUUGUUUGAGACCCAAAAGUAUCCAAUGGUCCAUUUAUUGCAAAAAGGUGAUAAUUCAUUUAACCAGGAACUAUUGAAAAAUAUGGUAAAAAGCAUUAAAAUGAAUGAUGUCUAUGGACCAAUGAGUCAAAUUUUAGAGACACUGAAUAAAUGUCCUCAUUUUAAAAGACAGAGGAGUUUGUAUAGAGAAAUACUAUUUCUCUCGCUUGUGGCCCUGGGAAGAGAAAACAUUGAUAUAGAUGCGUUUGAUAAAGAAUACAAGAUGGCAUAUGAUCGCCUCACACCUAGUCAAGUCAAGAGUACACACAACUGUGAUAGACCACCAAGUACAGGGGUGAUGGAAUGUCGAAAAACUUUUGGAGAACCUUAUCUUUAAGAUAUGCACGUGUGUGUAUACUUUCAAUAUGUAUUGUAUAGUCCACAUGUAUAAAAUAACACUUGAAGACUCUCAACUCUUUUUCUUCAAUUUUUGGAAAUGCAUUUGUAAAUGGUUCCAAAAGUCCAGAUAGCUUAUGUACAGAAUGUUUUCAAAAGAGAAGAGUGACAAGUGAGGAGAAAGCCAUUUUGUUUCCCAUUUCCUUUUUUUUCCUUUACUCUCCUGUAACAAGUAAUUAUUUUUGUGACGAGGAAAUCCCUAAAACAAAAUUACUUCUCAAAAUAAGACAACCGUUUCAUGGUUUCUCUUGGAAGAGACACAUUGAAAAAUCAUGUAUGGAACUUAAACAAAUGUAAGAUCAAAGUAUUUCCUGUUUUCAUAGACUAUUCAAAUGUUUUGACCAUGAAGUUGUAUUAUACAUAUUUUAAAUUGUUUAUAGUAAGUUGAUAUUUUUUUAAUUUUUAAACUUAAUAUAGCAAACAAAACGAACUUAAACUUA